GCCAUUAAAGUCAGCUGAGCAAGGUGGCGGCAUCACUUCCAACAUGGCCGUAGGGUCGUGGUGUUUGCAAGUUUUUCGCUCUGUUUGCGGAUUGUUGUUGGGGAGCAACUGCGGUUCGAUGAUGACUUUGUUUUUGCUACCUCUCUUGCUGCUGCUGUCGUCCGUGCACAUUGUGUUUAAUGGUGACACACAUUUAAACGUGAAACGGAGCGCUGCAUAUCCAAGGCCAAACGCAGCUGUAACGGAAGAAGUAGGCAGCUCUGGCUCAUCGAUGUUACUGGAUCCCAAAUUUACAUUCGAUCUCAGCAAGGAAGAAGUUGUUUGGGAGUGGCAGAAAUGGAAUAGCACGAAAUCUCUAAAUAUUUUAGAUCACGUCCCUCGUAGAUCUUACAUAAAGUUUCCAAGUGAACAAUUCAAACGCCGUUUACAGUUCAAUAUUUCUAAUGGGGCGCUGACGAUAAAUCCACUGGAACGCCGUGAUCAAGGAACUUACAUGGUAUACAUACAGGGGGAAAAGAAGAAAGAACUACAUUUGCAUGUUUACGAAGAGCUGUCUGACGCUAUGAUACUGGCCAACGCCAGCUCCCUCGGUUCCACCAUCCAACUCACCUGUAAUGUCAGCGGAGAUGAUCCUGGGUAUCAGUGGUGGUUCAAAGGAGGAGAAAUCUUGGGGCAUCACCAGCUAAUGGAUGGGAACAGGACUCUCAUUAUUCCAGUGGCUUCAGCACGUGACUGUGGAAUCUUCAGCUGCGAGGCAACCAAUCCCGUCAGCUCCGUCAGGGCAAAUUACACUCUAGCUGUUCCUGGCUUUCUCCUCAAGACCAUCGCAAUCGUGGUGCUGUUUAUCAUAGAGCUAGUGGUUUCGUUGCAUCAUAUCUUGCCAGUGCUUCUUUGCCACUGGAAAAUGGAAUCGGGUAAAGCCCCGAAGAACCAAAAAUGUUUGCUGGGCUUGAAUCUCAUUGAUAUUCUGCUUCUUGUCGGUUUCUUCAUUACUUUUAUAUACUGGAUUAUGCUUGAAGAUGCUGCCUUUAUAUUAGUGCUGGUUCUAUGCCCCAUGUUUGCUCAGCUUCUGGCUUUGAUUCUACCAUUCAUUAUUCCGAAGUUAAGUUGCCCAUCUAUUGAAUGUCUCCAAAAAUUUCGCAGGGCUUGCAACUGGACUUUCUAUGUCGUCAUGGUCAUCACCUCAAUCGUGUUCUUUGUGAUUUCUGGAAACAAUCCAGGAUGUGACAGCAGCCUGAAAAUCUGGAGCAUUUUCUUCUCUACAAGGAUUUUGAAUGUGGUGAUAUUUUUCUUAUCCGUUGUGGCCCAAUACUGUAGAAACAAACAUAGAAGUGAGAACGGCAGCACUGUCAAAGGAGAGCAGGAUAUUGGAGAAUUGCAGGAAUUGAAGCAGCCUGCACCAGAUCAUCCAGCUGAUCAGUGAUCUCUGCCACCUCAUGUACAGUGAUCAUACACCUGAGCAAAAAUUCUUGCUGUUUUGGUUUGUAAACUGAUGAACUCAGGCAAACACUGAAUAAUGUAUUUGACUUUAUAAAACUUAAUAUAUUCAACAUUUUUAGCACUUUUAGAAAGUAAAGUUACAUUCUGAUAGCUGAUAUUACAGGCAGGAAAUGCAUCUGGGCUGCUUGUGCAAUACGCAGAAAACGGGAGGAACUGUGUUGGCGUAUUCCUUGUUGGUAUAACCGAUACAAUUCACUGUACAUUUGUACACAUGACAAACAAGAAAUCUGAAUCUAGAAUGUCCAAGUUCUUAUGGUGGGUUGUCUGAAGGAGUUCAAAGUGAUUUAAAUCCCCACGCAUGUGUAGAAUCUCACUGGUGUAAAAGCAUCUGCACUAGAUACAGUAAAUUAAACUAAUGCAUUCGGAAGGGAUGUGCCUCUGCUGGAGGGAAGGUGGUGAUGAGGAAUUUGUAGGGGAAAGUGCUUGCAUGGAUAAGUGGGGGAAAACAAGCAGAUAAGAGAGGGGAGCAAAGGGAGCAAAGGGAAGAUGUUCUUGAUGAUGGGAUCUUGUCCAUUUCUAUAUGUAGAUGCUGCUUGACCCGCUGAGAUCCUCCAGUAUUUUGUGUGUUGUUCCAGAUUUUCAGCAUGAGCAAUUUUUGUAUGAAAACACUAUUUAAAUUUUAAACUUUUUAUAAAUUGCUGCUUGACCCACUGAGAUCCGACAAUAUUUUGUGUGUUCCAGAUUUUCAGUAAUAGCAAUUUUUGUAUGAAAACACUAUUUAAAUUUUAAACUUUUUGUAAAAUUUAAUAUAAUGUAUAUUUGAAACACUUUUAUAACAGUUUUAUAAAGCUAAGAUGAAAAUCUUACAGCUGAUUUGCUGUAGGUGAUAAUUCUGUACUGUGAUGUCACAGCUUUUGGAGUAUUAAAGGC
Hypanus sabinus (Atlantic stingray) is the source of this 2370-nucleotide messenger RNA. RefSeq lists its product as uncharacterized. The record is from RefSeq and is a predicted model, not a curated record. Bases 44 to 1423 code for a protein of 459 amino acids. The transcript has 10 exons. NCBI's taxonomy places the organism in Eukaryota, Metazoa, Chordata, Chondrichthyes, Myliobatiformes, Dasyatidae.